CCUUCAGUCCGGUUCUUAGUAGUCAAGAUGGCGUCUUCUUUCAAUGUUGUCAUUGGUCGACCCACGCUGACUGAAAUCCGAGCUGUGGUUUCUCAAUCUCACCUAUGCAUGAAAUUCCCAACUCCUAUGGGAAUAGCAACACUGAGGGGUAACCAGGAGGUGGCCAGACAUUGCUAUAUCACCUCGGUCAGACAACCUAAAAAGGGCAAAGAUCAGGCACCCGAGGUCAUUCCCCAAUGGAUUCCUGAUAAUCAACAAGUCAUGGGUGUUGAAAUAGUAGAUAACCGACCGAAAGAUGAACCCAGAGCUGCUCCAAUUGAAGAUGUUGAAGAAGUGCUCAUUGAUGAAAGAGAUCCGAGCCGAAAGACGCAAAUUGGAACUAGAUUGAACCCGGAGGAAAGAACAGAGCUAAUAGCUUUUCUUCGAGCUAAUAAUGAUGUCUUUGCGUGGACCUCGGCAGACAUGCCAGGAAUUCCACCCUCAGGGGGAGAGGCUUCAGGCUAUAAAAGAAGAGAAGAGGUAGAGAAACUUUUACAAGCUGGUUUCGUCAGAAAAGUUGAUUAUUGCGAAUGGGUGGCUAACCUAGUCCUGGUGAAGAAGGCAAAUGGUAAAUGGCGAAUGUGCAUCGAUUACACAAAUCUUAACCAAGCCUGCCCCAAGGAUUACUAUCCAAUGUCGAGCAUUGACAGAUUAGUUGAAGCGGCCUCAGGCAAUGAGAGAUUAAGUCUCUUGGAUGCAUAUUAUGGGUAUCACCAGGUGCUGAUGGCUCCAGAAGACGAAGAGAAAACCUCGUUCUAUGUUGGCGAUGAAAUUUAUUGCUAUGUCAUGAUGCCAUUUGGCUUAAAGAACGCAGGUGCUACUUAUCAAAAAAUGGUGACCAUCAUCUUCCGAGCUCAGAUCAGUAGGAAUCUGGAGGUGUAUGUCGAGGACAUUGUGGUAAAGAGCCUGAAAGCAGAAGACCAUCUAGCUGAUCUCGACGAAACUUUCAACAACCUCAGAAAGAACAGAAUGCGGUUAAACCCAGCCAAAUGCAUCUUCGGCGUGGAGUCUGGAAAGUUUCUAGGUUUCAUGGUGUCCCGAAGAGGGAUUGAGGUCAAUCCAGAGAAGAUCAGAGCAAUUAUCGAGAUGGAACCGUUGAAAUCAAUAAAAGAUAUACAGAGGUUGACUGGAAGGGUGGCAACCCUUCAUCGGUUUAUAUCGAAGUCAGUAGAUAAGUGCCUACCAUUCUUCAAGAUUAUGAGUUUUGGUGAGAAAAGAAACCAAGCAGCAGAAACCAAUCUAUUAUAUCAACAGUGUACUGCACGGAGUAGAGCUGAGAUUCUGCAGAAACCAGAGUGCUCUGGAAGAUUAAUUAAGUGGGCAGUAGAACUGGGGGAAUUUGAGAUAACAUUUCAGCAGAGAUCAGCAAUCCGAGGUCAAGUAUUAGCAGAUUUUAUUGUCGAAUGCACUCCAUGUCCUUCAACUUCUAAUCCAGAGCCCAACGACUGGACCUUAUAUGUUGAUGGGGCAUCUAGUAGCAAGGGUUCAGGAGCUGGCACUCUCUUGAUUGGUCUAGAGGGAUACCGAAGUGAACAUGCCCUGAAAUUCAACUUCGAUGCAACAAAUAACAUGGCUGAGUAUAAAGCUCUACUACUUGGUCUACAGCUAGCAUUGGACCUUGGUGGCCGAGCUGAAAUGCAAAUUCCAGAAAUUCUAUCUGAGCAAAAUUCCCCAACUAAGAAUGAACAGGCAAAUUCAGUCUCCAAGUUUGCCUCUGAUAGCUCUUUAAGUUCCAGAUCAGUUUUUAUAGAGGUCUUAGAUGAACCAAGCUUCAUGAAGCCUCGGAUGAUGGAAAUUAGCACAGACCCUGACACGUCGAGUUGGACUCACUCAAUUAUCUCCUUUUUGCGAGAUGGGAUAGUACUUGAGGACAGGCAGGAGGCAAUGAAGUUGAGGAAGAAAGCAUCUCGGUAUACACUUGUUGAUGGGGAGGUACACGAAGGUGUUUGUGGGAGCCACGGCGGUGCUAGAACUCUGGCUCACAAAGUCUUAAGGCAAGGAUAUUGCUGGCCAAACAUGCACAAAGAUGCCACUUACUUUGUUCAGAAAUGCCCGAAAUGUCAAUUCUUCGCACAUCUGACUCACCAACCAGCAGAAGAGCUCACGAACUUGGUAGCACCGUGGCCAUUUGCUCAGUGGGGACUGGAUCUUUUAGGCCCAUUCGUGAAAGGGGUUGGUGUUGUAACCCAUCUGGUUGUUGGUGUGGAUUAUUUCACAAAGUGGGCUGAAGCUCGGCCAUUAUCUAGUCUUACCUCCAAGAAGGUCGAAGACUUUGUUUUCAGCUCGAUCAUCUGUAGAUAUGGGAUCCCGAAUCAGAUUGUGGCUGAUAAUGGAACUCAAUUCAAUUGCUCCUCAUUCCGAGAUUUCUGUUCCAGUUAUGGGAUCAAAUUGCAGUUCACCUCCGUUUACCAUCUGGAGUCCAAUGGCAUGGUUGAAUCUGUUAACAAAUGCAUUUUAGAAGGUAUAAAGCCGAGAUUGGAACAACAUAAGGCCAAAUGGGCAGACGAGCUCAAUAACGUCCUUUGGGCAUAUAGAACCACGAGCCGAACUGCCACAGGUGAAACACCCUAUCAUCUCGACUUUGGUACCGAACUGCUUCGGGAAAACCUUGAUCUGCUUGCCGAGGUCAGAGAGGAAGCACGGCUUCGGACUCUUGUAUACAAGCAGAAACUAGCCAACUUCUACAAUAAACGAGUCCGCCCUCGAACAUUCAAAGUAGGAGACCUUGUUCUCAGAAAAGCUGGCCUAACAGGGUUUGAAACUCAUUUCGGCAAACUCGCCUCGAAUUGGGAAGGCCCUUAUACCGUGGCCGAGGUGCCACAUCCUGGUGCUUAUGUCCUCCAAGACGCUGAAGGAAAGAGAGUUCCUAGAGUCUGGAAUGUCAAUAACUUGAAGAAAUUUUACCCCUAAUAAAAUUCUUUCAAGGGAUCUAUGUCUUACAGUUCUUACUUCAUGAUUGUUGAGAUUCAUUUUACCUCUUAUUCUAUGUAUCCGAGAUCAAUCAGUCCAUUCAUUCCUUGAACCUCACUUCUGAUUAAUAAAUGUCACUUCACAUA
This is a messenger RNA of Rubroshorea leprosula, 3095 nucleotides long. The record is from the annotation of a GenBank genome assembly. Lineage: Eukaryota; Viridiplantae; Streptophyta; Magnoliopsida; Malvales; Dipterocarpaceae.